AUGGCGACCGCAAGCGCAUCAGCAGGGUCUAUCUCGCCCAAUAGCACUGUAUAUGUUCGCAAUCUGGAGGAGCGCAUCAAGGUCGAGCAACUUAAGGAAGCAUUGGAAGAGAUCUUCUCCGAAUUCGGCAAUAUCCUUGAGAUCGUCGCAAAGACCAACCUCCGAGCCAAGGGCCAGGCCUUCAUUGUCUACGACACUGUAGAAGCCGCCACCCGCGCCAUUGACGAAGUGAACGGCUUCGAUCUUUUUGAUAAGCCUAUGGUCCUGGAUUACGCAAAGACAAGAAGUGAUGCCACUGUUUUACGGGAGAAUGGCUCAGACGAGCUUGAGGCUCACAAGAGGCGGCGUCUAGCCGAGAAGGAGCGGAAACAAGCCCACGAUGCCCUCGAGGCUCAGAAGAAGCUCAAGCGCCCCGCCGCUGCGGCCGCCGAGACCACUCGUCCCGCCAAGACAACCAAGGGCGCUGGUCUCAAGCCCACAUCUGGAACAACAGCUGCCGUCGUUCCAGACGAAUAUCUUCCACCGAACAAGAUUCUUUUCUUGCGGGAACUCCCCGACGACGCCAACGAGGAGAGCCUGUCCGCUAUCUUUGGCCGCUUCGAAGGAUUCCAGGAAGUCAGAUUGGUGCCUGGUCGCAAGGGUAUUGCGUUCGUCGAAUACCAGGACGAGUCAGGUGCUAUCAGUGCGAAGGAGGCUACUUCAGGCAUGACCAUGGGCGACCAGGGCAAGCCUAUCCGCGUCACUUACCAGAGACAGUAG
Molecule: messenger RNA, 759 nt
Organism: Penicillium malachiteum
Lineage: Eukaryota; Fungi; Ascomycota; Eurotiomycetes; Eurotiales; Aspergillaceae
Product: U1A/U2B'/SNF family RNA-binding protein
Exons: 4
Coding region: 1-759 (252 amino acids)
Biological process (GO): mRNA splicing, via spliceosome
Cellular component (GO): U1 snRNP
Molecular function (GO): U1 snRNA binding
Source: RefSeq, a predicted model, not a curated record